Racocetra persica is the source of this 330-nucleotide messenger RNA. Lineage: Eukaryota; Fungi; Glomeromycota; Glomeromycetes; Diversisporales; Gigasporaceae. The record is from the annotation of a GenBank genome assembly.
AUGUCUUGGUCUUGGGAAAUUUUGCGCCUUUCCAGUUCCACACCAAAGAUUAUAAAUUUUGAUCCCUAUGAAGAUUUUGUGAUUAAAAUUGAUCCCAUCCCAGUAGCAAACCAAAAUCAACAACAAAUGCCAAGAAACAAUCAAUCACAAAUUCAAGCGUUCCAUUACGAACAGCGUACAUUGAACAACAAUCGACAAGUGGUUCAAUCCCACAGUCAGAGAGUCUACGAUCUCGACAAUCUCGAACCAAAUAGAGUAUGUCAAGUAUUAGUUUCUUUUAAAGCAGUUGAAGCAAUUGAAGCUUUGAAUACUAUCCCCGUUCCUCAGGGA